CACCCAUCCCGGGAUUUCAGCUCCCCUAAGGCCUCCGCCCCCCUCCUGGAUCCUCUUCUCCCAGUACCCAUCCCUUCAGACUGUCCCUUCCUCUAGAAGCUCCUUGCCUGGAGCCCCUUCCCUCAGACACCAGGGCCCCCUCCCUCCAGCACCCAUUGCUUCGAGUCACCCACUACCUAGAGACCACCUUCUUGGACUCGCAUCCCGGCUAGUCUCUGCCCUGCACCUCUUCCUCGCGUUCCCCCCUUCCCUCCCGGAUAGCCCCCCCGCCUUCCUUCUGUAGCUCUUACUCCUGCCUCUCCCCGUCUGCUCCCCGAACACAUCUCUCGGUUGCGGCCCCCAACAGCGCCGCGCUCGCUCAGCCUCCCCCCUACAUCUCAGGGCCCCCUCUCGCCGCCCCCAGCGCCAUGGCGUGCAGCCUCAAGGACGAGCUGCUCUGCUCCAUCUGUCUGAGCAUCUACCAGGACCCGGUGAGCCUGGGCUGCGAGCACUACUUCUGCCGCCGCUGCAUCACAGAGCACUGGGUGAGGCAGGAGGCGCAGGGCGCCCGCGACUGCCCCGAGUGCCGGCGCACGUUCGCCGAGCCCGCGCUCGCGCCCAGCCUCAAGCUAGCCAACAUCGUGGAGCGCUACAGCGCCUUCCCGCUGGACGCCAUCCUCAACGCGCGCCGCGCCGCGCGACCCUGCCAGGCGCACGACAAGGUCAAGCUCUUCUGCCUCACGGACCGCGCGCUGCUCUGCUUCUUCUGCGAUGAGCCCGCGCUGCAUGAGCAGCACCAGGUCACCGGCAUCGACGAUGCCUUCGAGGAGUUGCAGAGGGAGCUGAAGGAGCAGCUUCAGGCCCUUCAGGACAGCGAGCGGGAGCACACCGAGGCGCUGCAGCUGCUCAAGCGACAGUUGGCUGAGACCAAGUCUUCCACCAAAAGCUUGCGGACCACCAUCGGGGAGGCAUUUGAGCGGCUGCACCGGCUGCUGCGGGAGCGGCAGAAGGCGAUGCUGGAGGAGCUGGAGGCUGACACAGCGCGCACGCUGACGGACAUUGAGCAGAAAGUCCAGCGUUACAGCCAGCAGCUGCGCAAGGUGCAGGAGGGGGCCCAGAUCCUGCAGGAGCGGCUGGCCGAGACCGACCGCCACACCUUCCUGGCCGGGGUGGCCUCACUGUCUGAGCGGCUUAAAGGGAAAAUCCAUGAGACCAAUCUGACUUACGAAGACUUCCCGACCUCCAAGUACACGGGCCCCCUGCAGUACACCAUCUGGAAGUCCCUAUUCCAGGAUAUCCACCCAGUGCCCGCUGCCCUGACCCUGGACCCAGGCACUGCCCACCAGCGCCUGAUCCUGUCCGACGACUGCACCAUCGUGGCCUACGGCAACCUGCACCCGCAGCCGCUGCAGGACUCGCCGAAGCGCUUCGACGUGGAGGUGUCGGUGCUGGGCUCCGAGGCCUUCAGCAGCGGCGUGCACUACUGGGAGGUGGUGGUGGCGGAGAAGACCCAGUGGGUGAUUGGGCUGGCCCACGAGGCGGCCAGCCGCAAGGGCAGCAUCCAGAUCCAGCCCAGCCGCGGCUUCUACUGCAUCGUCAUGCACGACGGCAACCAGUACAGCGCCUGCACCGAGCCCUGGACCCGGCUCAACGUCCGCGACAAGCUGGACAAGGUGGGCGUGUUCCUGGACUACGAUCAAGGCCUGCUCAUCUUCUACAACGCCGACGACAUGUCCUGGCUCUACACCUUCCGCGAGAAGUUCCCGGGCAAACUCUGCUCCUACUUCAGCCCCGGGCAGAGCCACGCAAAUGGCAAGAACGUGCAGCCCUUGAGGAUCAAUACAGUGCGCAUCUAGGGCCGCGGAGGGAGUGCCCAGACGCUACCCGAGCCGCGGCCACCCGCAAGAGCACCACCCAGGGGACAGGAGAGGCCUGGAUUCCGGUCCCACGUGGCCACGGUGAGGUCUCAGGCUGCUUGUUUACCCUUCAGCCUCCGUGCUCCAUGAUUCCUAAACUCUGUCGGCAUUGAUGUCCUGUAGUUCUGACCUUGAUGGAGAGGCAGCUUUGGUCCAAGGAUGUGAUGUGGCUUCUCCUCGGGGCAGCCCCUGCCCAGUCCUCAUCCCCAUCCUCUGGGGGCAGGGGCCCACCUCCCUCUGUCUCCCUCCUGCCCACACGCCCUGAUCUCAGGAUGUGUCAGUGUUGCCAGCGGUUGGCAGCUGGAAAGAUACACAGGAACCCUCUUAUGGUCCCCACGUCAGAGUCUUGCCCCUCACUGAGCCAUGGGCCAUGUUACCCUUGACUCCAGCCCACAGUGGACACAGGCAGUAGCUGGUCCUAAGGUGUCCGAGAACCACCUCUUCUACCUCCAGACCAAGAGCUUUGUGGUUCCUGUUUUUCCCACUGCCCUGCAGGUAGAGAUGAUGCUGUGGCCUUUGCGAGGUACCUGUCAUUGGGACCACGUGUUACAUGUGCCACCACCUUCCUGCCCACGGGUAGAAAAGUAGGAUGACGGCACGGCCAGGGGCCAAGGCGGAGACCAGUAGCCUAAAGGCAGCUGCAGGACAAGCAUCACUAGGUGAUGGAGGUCCCCAGAAGCUUGGCCAAGGGUCCAAGCGGGCCUCUGGGACCAGGCUAGGGUGCAGGGAGCCGUGUCUCUGUCAGGACCUGAGCACUGGGACAAACUGUUGGCUGGGACCUCCCAUCAGGCUUGGCAUCUCUCUCCAUUCAGAUCCUGUGCGGAUAACGAGAGCUGCUUUGGCUAGUUUAAUGAGACAGAAUUUAUGAUCACAUCCCUGAUGGCUUUCCAGAAUCAUUGGAAAGACUGGAGGAGCAGACUCUGCUGGUUUUCCAGGAGUAAUUCCCAGCCGCCAAAUUCAUCAUGCCUGUCCUGAUCAAAAACGCUGCUCCCGUCUGUAGUAAGCCACUGACCGAAUCAGGAGGACGCGGACCGCAAAGCGGUGCUCCCUCCGCUGCUGACCAUGCCAGCAAAUGGACGUCCUGGGGCCCGCCUCUCUCCCACUCAAUUUAAUUCCCAAAUCCCAAUCUGGAUGAGAGGCACUGCUGGGGAAACACAACACAAAGCCUGGACUCUGGCUGCACGGGUGUUUGGGAAAUAGAUUCUUCUUUCCUGGCCCAACCACAUUAAAAGGACACAAAAGAAACAGAGAGGGGUUCACUUCCGGGUCUUGGCUUUAAAGCAGCAGAGCCUCCAGCUGUCCUGCUCCCUGGCUCUGGCCCUGCCCAGGGGUGGCCAGAAUAUCUCAAGCCUCAGCUUUGCUUUCUCAUCCUGAGCCUAGAUUUGGAGCUUGUGGGGUCCCUGACCCCACUCAUCCCAAAGGAGCCAGACUGGCUGAACUUGGGGGGGCUCCCCUCACAACUGUUGCCCAUUGGCGUCCCUCUCAGGCAGGAGGAAUCCUCAACCUCCCCCCACCCCUACAUCUACCAGAAUCUGGGUCACCCCAGCAGUAUUUUUAUUUUGAAUGUUGCCCAUUUUGUGAGUUAUGAUGAAUUUGUAUUAAAUUAAAGUUACAGAAUGUCA
This is a messenger RNA of Enhydra lutris kenyoni (northern sea otter), 3517 nucleotides long. Its product is annotated as tripartite motif containing 62. Bases 408 to 1835 code for a protein of 475 amino acids. The transcript is spliced from 5 exons. NCBI's taxonomy places the organism in Eukaryota, Metazoa, Chordata, Mammalia, Carnivora, Mustelidae. The record is from RefSeq and is a predicted model, not a curated record. Gene Ontology annotation, molecular function: zinc ion binding; protein binding. Gene Ontology annotation, biological process: innate immune response; positive regulation of canonical NF-kappaB signal transduction.